AUGAUUAAGUUCUCUUUUAGACAAAAAAUUUUUUCAUUUUUUUUUUUUUUUAUAGCUCAUGUUUUAAAAAAUCAGUUUUCAAAUGUGAAAGUUUUGGCUUUUGCUAAUUUGCAUCAUUUUACAACCACCAGUCAAAAUUCAUUAAUUAAAUACAAGGCUUCAAAUGUUUCUUCAAAGCCAUCAAUUUUGACCUUACCUGUAUUUAAAAAUAUAUCAACAUCAUCACCGAAAUUAGCUGGUCAUAGUAAACAUGAUCACAGUAAGCUAUGGAGUCUUGAGAGGUUGAUGUCACUUGUUUUACUACCACUUGUUCCUGCAGCUCUAGUUUAUCCCUGUCAAGCAUUAGACACUGCUUUAGCUGUACUUAUUGUAAUGCACACUCAUUUUGGUUUGGAAGCCAUUGUGGUGGACUAUGUUCGACCGAUACUUUUUGGUAAUUUGAUACCCAAAAUAAGUCAUGGAUUAUUGUAUUUAUUUUCAAUAGUCACUCUUGCAGGAUUAUUAAAUCUCAUAUUUAAUGAUUGUGGAUUGUCUAAUGCUAUUUUAACUGUAUGGAAAAAAUAA
Molecule: messenger RNA, 564 nt
Organism: Pediculus humanus corporis (human body louse)
Lineage: Eukaryota; Metazoa; Arthropoda; Insecta; Psocodea; Pediculidae
Product: succinate dehydrogenase, cytochrome B small subunit
Exons: 2
Coding region: 1-564 (187 amino acids)
Biological process (GO): mitochondrial electron transport, succinate to ubiquinone; tricarboxylic acid cycle
Cellular component (GO): mitochondrial envelope; membrane
Molecular function (GO): heme binding; ubiquinone binding
Source: RefSeq, a predicted model, not a curated record